Exophiala mesophila is the source of this 1994-nucleotide messenger RNA. RefSeq names its product ATP synthase subunit beta, mitochondrial. Bases 76 to 1632 code for a protein of 518 amino acids. The transcript is spliced from 8 exons. The record is from RefSeq and is a predicted model, not a curated record. Gene Ontology annotation, biological process: proton motive force-driven mitochondrial ATP synthesis; proton transmembrane transport. Gene Ontology annotation, molecular function: ATP hydrolysis activity; proton-transporting ATP synthase activity, rotational mechanism; ATP binding. Lineage: Eukaryota; Fungi; Ascomycota; Eurotiomycetes; Chaetothyriales; Herpotrichiellaceae.
CUUCUCUUCUUGCUCCUAACCUCAACCACUCUCCUCUCUACCCUUUCAUUUCCAACCCUCUCGCCAUCUGCAAACAUGCUCAAGAACGGCAUUGCCCGUAGCUUGGGCAGGUCUGCCUUUGCCCGACCUUCAUUUACUCGACGCGCGUUCGAACCUCUACGAAAACAAGCUGGUCCAGCCCUCGCACAGAGAUGGGCCUCGACGGAUUCUGCAAAGGACGGCAAGAUUCAUCAGGUCAUUGGUGCCGUCGUCGAUGUCAAAUUCGACUCGGAUCAGCUUCCUCCCAUUCUUAACGCCCUCGAAACCGACAACAAUGGUCAAAAAUUGGUUUUGGAAGUCGCGCAACAUUUGGGUGAAAAUGUCGUUCGAACAAUUGCCAUGGAUGGUACCGAAGGUCUCGUUCGAGGAAGAAAGGCCACAGAUACCGGUUAUCCCAUCCGAAUUCCUGUCGGACCUGGCACCUUGGGCCGUAUCAUGAACGUCACUGGUGAUCCCAUCGACGAGCGAGGACCAAUCAAGGCUACCAAACUCGCACCUAUCCACGCUGACGCUCCUGAAUUCGUUGACCAAGCCACUUCUGCUGAGGUGUUGGUUACUGGUAUCAAAGUCGUCGAUCUUCUUGCUCCCUAUGCUCGUGGUGGCAAGAUUGGUCUCUUCGGUGGUGCUGGUGUCGGCAAGACUGUGUUUAUUCAAGAACUGAUUAACAACAUUGCCAAGGCCCAUGGUGGUUAUUCUGUCUUCACCGGUGUCGGCGAGCGUACCCGUGAGGGUAACGAUUUGUACCACGAAAUGCAAGAGACCUCCGUCAUUCAGCUUGAUGGCGAGUCUAAGGUCGCCCUGGUGUUCGGUCAAAUGAACGAGCCUCCUGGUGCUCGUGCUCGUGUGGCUUUGACUGGCUUGACCGUUGCUGAAUACUUCCGUGACGAGGAAGGACAGGAUGUGUUGCUCUUCAUUGACAAUAUCUUCCGCUUCACGCAAGCCGGUUCCGAAGUGUCUGCCCUUUUGGGCCGUAUUCCCUCUGCCGUCGGUUACCAACCCACUCUUGCCGUCGACAUGGGUCUCAUGCAGGAACGUAUCACUACCACCCAAAAGGGAUCCAUCACUUCAGUGCAGGCCGUCUACGUGCCCGCUGAUGAUUUGACCGAUCCUGCUCCUGCCACCACCUUUGCCCAUUUGGACGCCACCACUGUGUUGUCUCGUGGUAUCUCCGAGUUGGGUAUCUACCCUGCUGUCGAUCCUUUGGAUUCCAAGUCCCGUAUGCUGGAUCCUCGUGUUGUUGGCCAAGAACACUACGACACUGCUUCCCGAGUUCAGCAGAUGUUGCAAGAGUACAAGUCGCUCCAGGACAUCAUUGCCAUUUUGGGUAUGGAUGAGUUGUCUGAACAAGACAAGUUGACCGUCGAGCGUGCUCGUAAGCUGCAGAGAUUCUUGAGCCAGCCUUUCACCGUCGCCCAAGUUUUCACUGGUAUCGAGGGCAAGCUUGUCGAUCUCAAGGACACCAUCAGCUCUUUCCAAAAGAUCAUCAACGGUGAAGGCGAUGAUCUUCCUGAAGGUGCUUUCUACAUGGUUGGUGACUUUGAGAGCGCUCGCGCAAAGGGUGAGAAGAUCUUGGCAGAACUCGAACAGUCAUAGAUGGAACCAAAGUCUUCAGAUAGAUUGUGAUGCAGCAACCAUGUGUGUCCAAGGGGCGGGUCCAAAAUCUUUCUCCUUUGUUGCGUCCAAGAAGAUGGUGCCCAAGCUCGAAGGGAGAUUGGUCGGAGAGGAGCGUUGCGACAAAGCCAACCUGUACAUUGAAUCCUCUUUGAGAAAAAUCUGUUUACUCAAUCUUACAUGCCAUCUUCUCUGCAUUACGGUGUCAGGCCACAAUGCUCCCGUAAUUCCUCCCACAGUGUGGUCUUUGUAGACGAUUUUGUAGUUGCAUGCGGUCGUGCAUUCACAUUACCACGUUCAUCAUGUCCAAUAUAUCGCCCACCAUCCAGGGCACUUGACUAGAG